Protopolystoma xenopodis is the source of this 312-nucleotide messenger RNA. Lineage: Eukaryota; Metazoa; Platyhelminthes; Monogenea; Polystomatidea; Polystomatidae. The record is from the annotation of a GenBank genome assembly.
AUGUAUUUAUUCGUUGCCUCCCUGGUCGGUUUACUUGGCUGUCUCGCCGCCUAUCAUGGAGACAUGGGACCAAAAUAUCUGUCACUCCCAUCCGCGGUUUGCUCUCCUUCUUACCACCCCAACGUCCAAGGAAAUUGUUCCGCUUCAGAGGGUAGCUCGUCUACCAUUUCAUGCUCUUGCAAUUCGCUAUCGGGUGCCGCGUCACAAAAUGAACCUGUCAUGCAAUCCGAGUGCCUUGAGUGCGCAGCCGUUGAAGAGCCGAAAGCAAGAAGGCCCGAUUUUGGGCAAAAAUUAUCAAAAAAGAAUGCUUGA